CUCUGAGAUUUAACUCUCAAACACAAACACUAUCAUGGCUCUCACUUUCCAAUUUCAACAAUAUGCAUUCAUCCCUGCUUUCUUGUUCUCUCUCUCUGUUUUCUUCUCCAUUUUUCUGGCCACUCCUUCAUCUUGCUCCAUCAUUCCUAGAAAGUUCCUUAAUGCAUCUUCUUACUCUCCUUCUGGUUCAGACUGGUCUCCGGCCGAGGCCACUUGGUAUGGCAGCCCCACCGGCGCCGGAAGUGAUGGGGGUGCAUGUGGAUAUGGUGGUGCUGUGGAGCAGCCUCCAUUUUCUUCGAUGAUAUCAGCUGGAGGGCCUUCUCUGUAUGAAUCAGGCAAAGGCUGUGGAGCUUGUUAUGAGGUGAAGUGCACUGAGAAUUCAGCGUGCUCCGGCAGCCCGGUGGAGGUGGUGAUCACCGACGAGUGCCCUGGCUGCGGCGGAGCCGACAAAGUUCACUUCGAUUUGAGCGGCACGGCCUUCGGCGCCAUGGCUGUUUCCGGUCAGGCUCAGAAGUUACGCGAUGCUGGGAUUUUGCAGAUUCAACACCGAAGAGUUAAAUGCAACUAUCGUGGCACGUCACUGGCCUUCCACGUGGACUCGGGUUCGAACGCCAACUACUUCGCAUGCUUGAUAGAGUACGAGGACGGAGACGGAGACCUAGCCAAGGUGGAACUCAAGGAGGCAACAGAUUCUGCCACGUGGAAGCCGAUGCAACAGUCGUGGGGUGCCGUCUGGAAGCUCGACGCCGGCGGGCCACUCAAACCCCCCUUCUCUCUGCGGCUCACCACCGUCGAGUCCGGCCGCACUCUGGUGCUCAAUAACGUCAUCCCCGCCGGUUGGACCCCUGGUCAGACUUACCGAUCAUCGGUCAAUUUUCAGACUUAACUAAUCAUCAAUUUAAAAAAUUGCAUGUGAAGUGGUGUGAUAUAAGAAAUGAGAGAGAAUAUUCUUUCAUUUCGAUCCACCUACCUUUUUUUUUUUUUGUCUCAGAGUACCUAAAGUCAGAUAACGUCGGUGGUUUUUGUGAGCUAGGGUUGUACUUAUAUGUAUUUCUAGCUAUAGCUGGGAAACCUUUUGAUUCUAUGGUGAAGAAGGUGAUCAUGAAGUGCUGGUAUUAUUAUAUUAUGUACUGGUCUUUAAUCGAAUUGUCUUCUUAUAUAAAAUUAUUAAUGAAGUGUGAUAGUUGAUUGUCUA
Messenger RNA from Prosopis cineraria, 1195 nucleotides. Its product is annotated as putative expansin-B2. Lineage: Eukaryota; Viridiplantae; Streptophyta; Magnoliopsida; Fabales; Fabaceae. The transcript has 4 exons. The coding region runs from base 35 to 886 and encodes 283 amino acids. Gene Ontology annotation, cellular component: extracellular region. Gene Ontology annotation, biological process: sexual reproduction. The record is from RefSeq and is a predicted model, not a curated record.